Haemonchus placei is the source of this 1654-nucleotide messenger RNA. NCBI's taxonomy places the organism in Eukaryota, Metazoa, Nematoda, Chromadorea, Rhabditida, Trichostrongylidae. The record is from the annotation of a GenBank genome assembly.
AAAGAAGUUCAAAGACGAAUUAAAUGCAAGCGUGAAAGCUGAGAUGAGCAAGUUACGCUUGACAGAGGAUGAAAACGUUGAUGAAACGAUUAAUAUUGAUCCGACAUCACCUAGCCCACUUCCAGAGAAGGCAAAGGAUAAAAGGGUAUCAUUCAGCGGAAAUAUGGAACGAGUCAAGGUAUUUGACAAGAAUGUGAAAGAUCUUAAAAUUAAACCUUCAUCAGCUUCGCCAGGAAAAGGCAUUUUGCGAGCCAUUCCGAAAAAAGUUUCACCCAAGAAGAAAAAGAAGAAACCAGAAGUAAUUUCCACUUAUUUAUAUUUUUCUUUUAUCUUCCAGUGUGCACUAGAAUUAUUCGAGCUUUUACCAGAUCGCUGUGUUGACGGUCAGUUUGAGGUGACGAAGAAGGUAAAGGAACAGCUGUUGACUAUGGAUAGGAAACAGAGGAAGGCGUUCCUUAGAGAGCUUAAGAAAAAUCCUAAUCAUGAUCGGGCUAUGGAGUGCAAGUUGUUGUGGGAGAAAAUUAGAAGUAAGAAGACUCCCAAGCAAGAAAGGGAUGAACAUGUGUCGAAGCUUUUUGGUCUUGUAAAGGGUUUUGCUUCAAAAUUGAUUUACACCCAUGAUAUUUCUCGAGGUAAAGCAGAAUUCAUACAUUCUGUCUCCUUGGAAAUAUAUGUUGAAGUAAAUCCGCGCAGCCUCGAAGAGAUCAUAGCCGAAGAGCCCACAAAGAAAAAGUUGAUCCUUCAGCAUCUUGAGGAGACCACAGUGCGCCUCUCACUUUGUCAUCGGCUCUUGAGAGAUUUCGCUAGUCAUUGCGAUCCUGAGCAGCUUACGAAUUUGAUUGACUCACUCAAGGAUAGAAUUCCCGAAAUAGUUCAUACACCGGAUGGAUCCUAUGUUGCUAUGAAGUGUAUUUGGAAUGCCAACGUGAAGGAUAGAAAGUUGAUAGUCAAAAACUUCAAAGAUCUGGUGGUCAAAGUAGCAAUGGAACAUUAUGGACAUCGAGUUCUACUUGCACUUUUCGACACUAUCGACGAUACUGUUCUUGUCAAUAAGUGCAUAACUACUGUAAAUUUAGCAGGGAGUAGGGAAGGUGACUCGAAUCCAUAUAGUAAAAAAGAGAAAAAAGAUCGUUAUGCUGAAAUAUAUCGGAAUAUCUGCGAGUCGUUAUAUGCUUACCUCGCAUCGAACAUGGAGUCGUUAAUUUUCGACCACAAUAGGUCUAAAUUUGUUGCUGCCUGUUUGGAAACUACAAGCAGUUAUGAUUUAUUCGAUCGUCAAGUUCCGGCCGAAAUGCGACAGAAAUGCAAUGAGGCGCUUGCUCAGAUAGCUAAACAGGAAUUCGUACCUAUGGAUAACGAACGACUUCACUUAAUAGAGCAUCUUGCUGGGAACUUUGUUUUGAUGGCUGUAUUGAGGUGUGACAAUGGCCUACCGGAAGAUCAAAGGCUAUCCGUUGCAAUUGUCAAUACCUUAUCCAAAGAAGAGUUAGGUUCAUGGAUUUGCUGUAAUAAGGGCUGCCAUGUUUUGUUAAAAAUGCUUCAUUGCGGAUCGACUGCAGUUAAGGAAAAAGUGAAGGAAGCCGUCAACAUGAAGCAACUGAGGGAGUAUACAUUCCGUGGUGCCACCUUACUCGUUGAUGCACUGUCGAAGUAA